AUGGGAUACAGUGGUUCGUUGAACAACGCAAACUAUUUGAAGGCUUGUUUUUCGAAGCCGUAUAAGUUCUUCAUUCACUCAGUGGUUCAUGCACUUAGUCAUAGAAAGGGUGGAUACGACGUGAUGAAAGAUUACCAGAUAUGUAUGGUGAUUGCGUUAGUGUUGAACAAAAAGUAUAACUUUUCAAGAAUCGUUUUCCACUACAUGAAAGAGAAUAUUACUUCUAAAAGUCGAAGUUGGAUGUAUCCGAGGUUUGUGCAAAUGAUGCUUGAUCAUGCCUAUCCGGAUCUGGUGAAAGAUGAAGAUAAUGAUCUUUUGGUGUUGAAUCACAUGGAUAACGAGACGUUGAUCAGAUUAUCCAAGUAUCACAAAAAUUGGCCAAAACCCAAGACAAAGGCAGAGUUAUUUGGAUUCAUCAAGAGUGCUAACUACGAAGAUCCAGAUCCUAUGAAUCAUUUGAAGUGGAGAAAUGACGAAGAGAUGAAUGAGAAAAAUGCAGAUGAUGAAUUAACAAAGUUAGCAGAAUUCAAGGAAACAUGUAAUGAGUGGUUUACAAAAGAAGAAAAGAAGAAAAGAGAGAGAAAGAGAACUCCUAAAGUUCAAGCUGAAGAAGGUUCGUCUUCACAACCGCAGAGGAAACGAAAGAAGAAAACUAUUGAAACAAUGUUGGUCGAUGAACCUGAAGAAGAUGAAACAGAAGUAAAUGUUGACAUAGAUCAAGAUCCAGUAUCUCCUGAAGCUGAACAUUUGUUGAAAAGUAUUAACGAAAAUGUGGAUGCUGAGAAAGCAGCUGGUGAGAAAGUGGGUGACGAUGAAGAGAAAAGUUCAUCUAGUUCUGAAGAUGAUAUUGAUGUUGAGUCUGAUCGUUGGAUUAAAGAAAAUUAUGAUCCAAGGGAUAGAUUGAUAAAAAGGAAAAGAAAAAGGAGUGCGGAUGACGAUGAUGAUGAAGCGUAUGUUCCAUCCCCAGAAAAUGUCAGGAAGUACAAACACCACCUUCUGCAGGAAGAAAUAAAUCUACUUCAAGGAAACGUGUUCAAUCUCCAGCUGUCCGAAAAAGAUAUAUCUCUUGAAAAGAUUGAUGAUUUUAGUUUUGUGAAUGAUAAUCGGGUAAAAAAGUUACAAAAGAAUGUUGAUGAAGUAUUAGUUGAGAAAGAGAAGUUGGAAGCUUGUGUAAAGAUAGUUGAAUCUGAAAAUUCGUCUUUGUUGAAGAAAAUUGAAGCUGAUCAAGCUGAGAUUGAUAUUAUGAAAGUUCGAAUUGCAGGGUUGGAAGAAGAAAAGGCUCGUAGAGAUGAACAGAAUGAAUAUUUCAAGUUGAAGAACAAAUAA
Messenger RNA from Helianthus annuus (common sunflower), 1326 nucleotides. RefSeq names its product DNA ligase 1-like. The transcript has 2 exons. Lineage: Eukaryota; Viridiplantae; Streptophyta; Magnoliopsida; Asterales; Asteraceae. The record is from RefSeq and is a predicted model, not a curated record. The coding region runs from base 1 to 1326 and encodes 441 amino acids.